UCUGUUGAAGUAUUUGAUUUAGUGGAAUUUUCAAAUUUUAGCACACAAAGCUAGGGUUUACGCAAUCACAAAAAACUCAGUAUUCGAUCUCGUGCUGAAAUCUGUCAAGGUUUUGUUGCGGUUGGUUAUCUUUUUCAGCUGGAAAGGAUAAAGAAAACAAUGGAUUUUGAUGAGGAACAAAAUGGAGAAACUGACCAACCAAAUGAAGAUGUGGAAAUGGCUGAUAAAGUAGGCGAUAGGGAAGCCCAUGAAUUUAAACCUUCAAUCAAUGGUUGUUCAGUAAGAAAACUUUUUGUUGGAGGCAUUUCUUGGAUGACAACCAAAGAAUCACUUAGGGAGUAUUUCAGCAAGUUUGGACAGGUAGCUGACUCUGUAGUGAUGUAUCAGAAAAUCUCAGGAAUGCCACUAGGAUUUGGAUUUGUUACAUAUGCUGACCCGGAAAUUGCAGAUAAAGUUUUAAAGGAAGACCAUACCAUAGAUGGUAAAAAGGUAGAAUUUUCUCCUGAAAGCACCACAUACUGUCAUUUUUCCUUUAUUUACUAUUUCUCUUUGCCUUGGUUUAUGUUUAAAGAGUAUAUUCUAUUUGUGUAUAAGGUCGACGUGAAGAUACCAGUAACUUAUAGACAGAGAAUUUUUGUUGGUGGUCUUCCAUUAUCUUUAACUGAAGGCGAGUUGAAGGAAUAUUUUUCUUCUUAUGGCAAUGUUGUGGGGCAUCAGAUCAUUUUGGAUAAAACAACUGGUUGGAUCCAACGUUUUGGCAUUGUGAGUUUUGAUAAAGAGGAAGCAGUUGAAAAAGUUUUAUCUAAUGGCCAUAUCCAUGAACUUCGUGGCAAACAAGUUGAAAUUAAGAGGGCUACGUCAAAGAGAAAUUGUGCUCAACAUACAAGUGAAUGCCAGAUACAUCAUGGUGGGAGUGGUUCAAAAUCAUAUUAUGGCGAUGGUGGUUCUCUAGAGGCUUUUGGCGGUGGAUAUGGUGGAAAUAUGGGUAGCGGUUAUGGUGGAUAUGGAGGAUAUGAAGGAUACGGUGACUAUGGCAAGUUUGCAGGAAGUUAUGGUGUAAGUCCUACAGGAUUUUACCCUGGAUACGGUUAUGGUUUUUGGUUUGGUGGAGCUAUGUAUGGUGCAGCUGGUUACAAAGGCAGCACCUAUGGUAUACCUGCCUACUAUGGUGGUGGUAGUGGUUAUGGGAACAGAGGUAACGGCUCGAAUGAUGGGGGAAAUGGAGGAAAUGGAGGAUAUGGAGGUGGUGGAGGAAAUGGUACCUAUGUAUAUGGGAACGCUGGUGCUGCUAAUGGAAGGUUUGUGCCUGCCUACUAUGGUGGUGGUAGUGGUUAUGGGAACAGUGGUAACGGCUUGAAUGAUGGGGGCAACAGAGGAUAUGGAGGUGGUGGCAGAAAUGGUGCCAAUGCAUAUGGGAACGCCGGUGCUGAUAAUGGAAGGUCUGUGCCUGCCUACUAUGGUGGUGGUAGUGAUGAUGGGAGCAGAGGUAACGGCUCAAAUGAUGGGGGCAAUGGAGGAUAUGGAGGUGGUGGGGAAAAUGGUGCCACCGGUGCUGAUAAUGGAAGGUCUCAUCCUUCUUUGAAGUGACAGGAUCGCUUCCAAGGCUGCAAAUAUUUGAUGACUUUUGACCACUAACUUCUAGUAAGAAAGAUGUAUUAGCCUGUUAGCUUUGGGAUGUAAAGAUAGCAUAGUUCUUUGUUUUAACUUUUACAAGUUAAUCAACCAUCUUAUAUUGUAAGAAAA
Solanum stenotomum is the source of this 1743-nucleotide messenger RNA. RefSeq lists its product as uncharacterized. The record is from RefSeq and is a predicted model, not a curated record. Lineage: Eukaryota; Viridiplantae; Streptophyta; Magnoliopsida; Solanales; Solanaceae. Gene Ontology annotation, cellular component: nucleoplasm. The transcript has 5 exons. The coding region runs from base 160 to 1587 and encodes 475 amino acids. Gene Ontology annotation, biological process: regulation of gene expression. Gene Ontology annotation, molecular function: RNA binding.